Scomber japonicus (chub mackerel) is the source of this 3644-nucleotide messenger RNA. It is a transcript of the gene slc4a1ap, whose product is annotated as solute carrier family 4 member 1 adaptor protein. NCBI's taxonomy places the organism in Eukaryota, Metazoa, Chordata, Actinopteri, Scombriformes, Scombridae. The transcript is spliced from 14 exons. Gene Ontology annotation, molecular function: protein binding; mRNA binding. The record is from RefSeq and is a predicted model, not a curated record. The coding region runs from base 82 to 2523 and encodes 813 amino acids.
GUAUACGUAUUAUUGGUUGUUUUUGAGUUUCAUAGAUGGUUAAAAUAGCCCGAGCAUCAUUCACAGCCGCACCACACAAACAUGGCCGCGUCCCCGCCGUCAGACGUGAGCGUGAAAACUAAAGAAGACAUGAACUCUGCGAUGGAAACAGACGAGUGCUCGGCUGCUGAAAACGGAGGGGACGCCGAAAAGAAAGACGUACCUCAAACUGAACCAGAAACAGAGGAGCCUUUUAAAAAACCGUCUUUUUUCGCCAUUAAACGUGCUAACGUGUCCGCUCCGUCCAAAGCUGCAGCGACAGAAACACGACAUAGAAAAGACAACAACGGAGCUCAAGAUGGAGAUACCACUGAGAGUGUACCUGUCUGUCCUGUAAUUGAGAGCAAAACGUCCGAAAAGGGAGAAGAAGAGAAGAGAAUAGCUCAUAAAGAGAAAGAAGUCGCUCCUGUCAGAAGUAAACCAGAAGCCAAACCGAGGGUGCUCCCUGCUAAAGGUCCUCCAGCUGGUAAAUUCCCUCCUCUCCCAUACACAGAGCCGACCUGGGGGGGCAAACCUCCAGAUGAUUCUUACUCCCUCGAAAUCCUGAAAAACGGCACCAUAGUGGACACUGUGCCCCUCACACACACUAGCUACUUCGUGGUGGGGCGCUUACCUGUGUGUGACGUCUCUCUGGAGCACCCCUCCAUCUCCAGGUACCAUGCCGUCAUUCAGUACCGCGGGCAGCCGGGAGAGGAGCAGUCUGCCGGGGAGGAGAGCGGCUUUUAUGUCCAGGAUCUGGGCAGCACACACGGUACAGUGGUGAACAAGAAUAAGAUCCCCCCGAAGACCUAUAUCAGGAUUAAAGUAGGACACGUGUUAAAGUUCGGUGGGAGCACGAGGCUGUUUAUACUGCAGGGUCCAGACUUUGACGAGGAAGAGGAGUCCGAGCUGACAGUGACGGAGCUGAGGGAGCGAGCCAGGAAACAGAAGGAGGAGUUGGAGAAGAGGAUGAUGGGAGACGGGUCCGACAACGACGAUGACGACGAUGACGACAAGGAGGGGGAGGAAAAGAGGGCUGGUGAACGCAACAAGGGCAAAGUGUCCGGCGAGGAUUCAGGCUGCUCUUGGGGAAUGGAUGAGGAGGCGCUCCCGGAGGAAGACGAGAACGAGGAAAACCCCUUUUCAACAGAGUUCCAAGAAGACCAGGAAGCUGCCUACCUCAAAGACCCUAAAAAGGCUUUGCAGGGCUUCUACGACAGAGAAGGGGAGGAGCUGGAGUUUGAGUAUGAAGACCAAAGCCAUGGCAGCUGGCUCUGCAGAAUAAAGCUGCCGGUGGACGAUGCUCUGGGCAGACAGCUGGUUGCCGAGGUGACGCACACAGGGAAGAAGAAAGACGCAGCGGUCCAGUGCUGCCUGGAGGCUUGUCGGAUGCUGGAAGCCAGAGGGCUGCUGCGGCAGGAAGCAGUGUCCCGGAAGCGUAAAAAGAAGAACUGGGAAGACGAGGACUACUAUGACAGCGACGAUGACACCUUCCUAGAUCGCACUGGUACCGUUGAGAGGAAGAGGCAGGAGAGGAUGAAGAAGGCGGGAAAGAUUGACGAGAGGCCUGACACCUAUGAAUCUCUGGUGAGCAAACUGUCAGAGGUAGAGAAGGAGUUGGCAGAGACACAGAAAAAGCUCAACUCUGAUGCUAAAGGAUCAUCCGGCUCUUCUAACGAGGACUCGCUGGACGCCUUCAUGAUGGCGGUGCGAAGCGAGGCAGCGAUGGACGCCGUGGAGCGCAGGAAGCUUCACGUCCACAUGGCCGACCUGCGCAAAGACGCCCAGCGUCUCCGCAAACUGGUGGAGCUCACACGACCUGCGCAGAUGCCCUCACUGUUGCCCAGUGGCAGCUCAGAGUCGGAGAAACCUAAGAGGAGUUUACCACUGUUUGGAGCCAUGAAGGGAGGAAGCAAAUUCAAACUAAAGACUGGUACCAUUGGGAAGUUGCCUCCUAAGCGUCCAAACUUGCCGGCAGAGCUCUUCAACAUGAAAGAACUUCCACCUAGUGGAGUGGAGGAGGAGGAUGAAGAAGAAGAAGAGGAGGAGGAGGGGGCUGAAAAAAAAGAGGACGACAAUGAUGAUGAUGACGAUGAUAAAGAGUGUGCGAGUAUCACUGAGUCUCACAUGGACUCUGAAGAAUCCAGCAGCUCCAUAUCCAGAGACAGAUCCUCUUCAGGACAGCAAAGACCAGCACAGUCUCAAGAUACAAAGGAUCAAAGCCACAAACAGACGAAAGGCAACAAGUCCGCAGCAGAGCAGGCUCCACCGCAGAGCAGCAAACAGACCCCGACCACAUCCAGCACAGAAUCCAGAGCAGAAGGAAGAGACACAGAGCCAGGUCCCAAAAAACCAGGGAAGAAGAAAGUCAUGGGCCCCAGCAGGCCACCCGUGCAGCUGUCAGGACAGUAUCCAGAGGAUGAUCCUGAUUAUUGUGUGUGGGUGCCUCCUUCAGGUCAGACUGGAGACGGCCGCACGCACUUAAAUGAAAAGUAUGGCUACUGAGAGGAGGAAACAUAAGAGAUAAAACCCCAAAACACACAGCUUCUAGUGUCAGCACUGUCCAUUAACCCUCCACCCAUCCCAUUUCCUGUGUGUGUGGCGGGGCGGGGGGGAGUUUGGCAGAAGUGUCCCAGCUCCUCUCACUGCUGUCAUCGAGGGAUUCAGAGAGCUACAAGUAGAGAUGACACACGCCCCUUCAUCUUUUUGAGGCUAUUUGCACUCUUAAAAAAAAAAAAAGCCCACCAAUCUAAUCCACAUUAAGUUGGCAAGCUUUUCGGGGGGGAAUUGCCCCUUCACCCUCCUCCCUUCAGAGCAGACACUGGGCAGAAGGCCCGCUGGCACUUUCCACCCCCCCCUCUCCUCUCUGCGUAUAAUAGAGAUGGGCCACAACUUGAGUUUUGUCUUUUUUUUUUCUCCACUCUUUUACAUCAUCCAAGCAGAAAAUAGAAAGGGACAGAGCAGAAGCAGCUUAACUGAUCUGAAUUCAGCUUUCUGGUCUUUUGGCUGCUCCUCUUUUCAGUUUAAAUCCACCUGACAUCCAAUCUGUAUCCACCUCCCCUUAUUUUGGCUUCAAUCAAUCGACUUGGCAUAACCUUUUAUUUAUUUAUUUUUCUUCUCCAAAGGAGAGAAAGAAAGAGAGAGAGAGAGAGUGUGUAGCAGGGAAGGGGAGAAAAGAGGGAGAGCAUUGAAGCAGCUUUUCUGACCAUCUGGACACUUGGAUGGCUUACUGGAUGAAACACAAGCUGAUAAUGACUCAAGCUACAGUAAGUGGAGUGUAUGUGUGUGUGUGUCUAUAGACUCAGACACUCACACACACACACACACACACUACCCAACCUUUUUCGAAGUUCUCUUUUUAACAAGAUUGUCUUUAUGAGCGAGUCAGCUUUUGGUGUUUGUUUGCUCAUAGCAGGAUUCCCACUCAGUGCUGUAUAGUUGGGUAACUGCCAUACUUUCCACUUCUUCUACUUUUGUCUCUUAAAUGUAAACUGUAUUUUCUUAUAUAAAAUGUAUAAUAAAAUUGUCUGUACAUAACCUGAAAGUUGGUCUAAGUGCUUUUUUUUGAAAAACAUACUUAAAAUUCACCCCAUUACACCCUCAUAUAUUCGCUUCCCUCCAGAUUU